GCAUAGGUUGGGCAACCCUGUUUUCCAGUUGCUUGGAUUGGUCACUGCCCUGUUCAAAAAACUGCGCUUUAUUGCGGAAAGUAUAAAUUAUUGCAUAUAAUGGCUUACCUGGAGAAAAUAGCAGAGUUUAAGAACUGGGCCACCAGCCUGGGAUGCCCGCCCUCUGCGUUGCCCACUGAUGAUGCGCUGCGAAGGAUUUUAAAAUCCGGCUCCAGUGUGCUCCUGAGGCAGCUGCAGUCCCGCGUCCAGCCGGUGGAAUAUGUACGGGAGGUCCGCGAAAACCUUCUGAUUGCCCAAGUGGCCCGCUACAAGGACAAAAUGGUGCCACUGGCUUCCCGGAGCUUCCAGCCACCGGAGCUGCAGAGGUACCAAAAGAUCCAGGAGCUAAAGAAGCACGAGGAGAAGGCGGAUCAACAGCUGGCCGAGGCCAGAAAGGAGUUCCAGAAACUAUCCGCCAGCAUCAAGACCAAGAAUAUUCAAACUAUCAGUGCGGAGAACCGCAAGCAACUGCUCGAAGCGAAGUGCAAUAUCCUAGAGCUAAAGCUGGAGUCCCUGAACAAGAACUACGACCAGGAGCAGAAGAACAAGGCCCAGAUCAUCUCCACCACGCCCGUAAAGCAGAGUGCCCGGAAUUCCAGCGAGGUGCAGGCCAGCCGGGCCGUGGAGCAGGCUCUCAAGCAGCUUGAGACAUUCUACGGGAUGUGCGAUGAGGGGAAUGCGGUCCACAGCCUGUCAGAGGACAAGCAGCGGCUGUGGGACGACAUGCGGACCACCUUUGCCGACACACCCAACGCCCUGCUUCUUAACGUCAUCAUAAAGAGCAAGGAGGAACAGCUGCAGCACAUAAUGCAUUUGAAUGAAUCUAGGGACAACUGCAACACGGCCAAGUCACCACUGAACAACUACGAGGUAAAGUUGCUGAAGACGAAGGCCGAUAUGCUGGGCCUGGCGUCCAAAUUCCUUGGGGCACAAAAGGAGCUGGAACAGAAGGAGGAACGCUUCUGCCGGGAGUACAGUCUCUUUGUGGACAAGCUGCAGACGAAAGUUUACAGCUUUAAUGGCAUCAGCUUGGGGGACGAAGAAAACGCCGAUGAACUAAUCAGCGACUAUCUGAUGCACUACAACUUGCGCAAUUUCAAUCGCGCUCAGAACGAAUUCCUGCGCGAGCAGAUCGAGCAACUGCGGGUGGAGCUGGAGACGAGCGCAAAGCAGCUGGAAAACCACGACCUAAAACUGGGCUCUGUAAGGCAGGUGUAUAGCGACGUCAACGCCAGCAUCAACCGCAUCCAGCAGGACAUGGUGCAGCUGUCCCAGAUCAAGGAGAAGAUCCUCUUCUCACGCAAUAUGAUGAAGAAUCUGCUGGACGACAUGCAGGCCGCCGCACAGAAGCAGAACGCCAAGUCGCAGCUGUUGAGCACCAAGUUCAGCAAUAUGUCCAUGCUGGGUGUGGAGAGCUUCUGCCUGGCCAACGACAGUGUUUUUUCCAGCACCAAGGUGGACUUCGAUGGCAAUUGCAGCACCAUGAACUCCUCACUGCGUCGCAGCUUCGAGAGCAAAACACUGAUGCCUGGGAGCGCAAACACCACCACUCUGGUUGCAGCAUCCGGAAGCACUGUACCCUCGCACUUGCUGGAAGUCAAUACCUUUGUGGAAAUACCGCUGGAGAAGUUGAGCUGCGUGCCACGCGCCUGCUCCUUCCUUCUGUCGGCCAAUCCGCUCAUCGUCGAGGCCCAAGAGCUGGCCUCCACUGCCCAACUGGCGCCGGGCUAUUUGCUAACCCCCUUCGGCGCUCUGCAGGAAGUCCGCAAACGCAUUUUGUGGGCGUCGGCAAUUGCCGCACACUCCUCUGACUUGAAAUUGAAUGUGCAGCCGUUAAUUGUUGAUCCGCACGAUUUGAGGCUGAAGGCGAGUCGUCAGCACGAGGAAAUUGACCAUUUGCUGGACAACCUGAUGGCCAUCGGGGUGAAAACUGAAUUGCAACUGAAAAAGGCCGAGCGCAUCUUCCACUUCCUGCUCGAGAAUCCGUUGCGUCGCUAUGUUCCCCCUGGUAAGCGAUACAAUAAUGGAAGCUUCGGGGACUACGAGUCCGAGUUCAAUCUUUACUAUCGCAUGGCAACCAAUGGGGCUUCGAUCAGGGAGCCCCCUAAUUACACCGGGCGAAAGCAUUCCGAGAGUCGCGAUUAGUCUUAUUCUUAUAUUUUAGUUACUUUAUCGUUCUCAUUUACACAUUUUUAAAACUAAAUGAAUUUAUUGUUAAAAACUCA
Molecule: messenger RNA, 2264 nt
Organism: Drosophila rhopaloa
Lineage: Eukaryota; Metazoa; Arthropoda; Insecta; Diptera; Drosophilidae
Gene: dgt5
Product: augmin complex subunit dgt5
Exons: 5
Coding region: 100-2184 (694 amino acids)
Source: RefSeq, a predicted model, not a curated record